Messenger RNA from Carassius auratus (goldfish), 1511 nucleotides. RefSeq names its product putative nuclease HARBI1. The coding region runs from base 745 to 1446 and encodes 233 amino acids. Lineage: Eukaryota; Metazoa; Chordata; Actinopteri; Cypriniformes; Cyprinidae. The transcript has 6 exons. The record is from RefSeq and is a predicted model, not a curated record.
UUCCAUCUCUACAUGGAAUACAACCACAUUCAUAUUGAAUCAAUUUGGACUGUCUGACUUUGGUUUACCUAUUGCCUUGCAGUGUCUGGCAGCACUGUGUUCCUGUUAGAGCCACCAGCACAAGCACCAGACGAUGCUGAUCCAGGUGAAAGCCCCAGUGCAGCAGCAACAGCACAUGAUGGAGACGAUGAUGAGGAGGAGACCAUCUCUCUGGAUUCCAGAAGGCAUGAGGACCCAGAUGCUAUACAGUGGGAAAACCAGCCUGGCAACAUAAGCUCACAAGCUAUCAGAAAGUUGUAUGGCAACCACCUCCGGCGCCAAAUAGAACUGGCAGACAUAGACAUUCAGUACAAGAAGAAAAAGAUAGAAAAUCUUGCACUGGAGUCCGAAAUAAAAAAGAGGACAAUUAGGAAACUGGACCUUGAAAUAAAAAAAACUUGAGAGGGAGGUGAGAUAUGCCUUCAAUGUACACUGUAUGCUAACUGUAACACAAAUGUAUUAAUCAUUAUUUUUCUUUCCUCCCCCAGCUCCAAGAAGAUGACACAGCUCAAAAUAAAAAUUAGGUAUAUUCUCGUAAAGUCAAGUGAGCCAUGACAUAUGAGCUCUUAUUGUGAGCACACAGGACGGUGGCAUCUUUCUAAGGUAUCUUUUAUUUUCACAGCAAUCAGUACAACCAAGUCAUCGUUAUAAGGCACCGGCCUCUUUUGCCCACCCCCCCAGCACCAGGUGUGGCCACUAGCCUAUAUGAAGGCCCAAAAUUGUGUGUUACUUUCUGCUCUGACAAUGGCAUGCCCAUUCUUGCGAGAUGUGGUGGAUGAAGAAGCACUUGUGCUGAGGAGAGCCUUCAGGCGAGAAAGGGUCUUCAGGGACCGGUUGGACCCACUGGCCUUCCCUGAUGACCAUCUAUAUGAAAGAUACAGGUUUUCUGCAGAUGGCAUCCGGUAUCUAUGCAGACUACUGGGUCCCAGGAUUAAGCACCGCACUGCACGGAGCCAUGCACUGAAUGUGGAGCAAAUGGUUUGUGUGGCCUUGCGCUUUUUUGCUAGUGGAGCCUUCCUGUACUCAGUGGGGGAUGCAGAACAGCUGAACAAGGCCACAAUUUGCCGCACAAUAAGGAGUGUGUGUCUGGCUAUCAAAGCAUUAGCAGAUGUCUUCAUCUCCUUCCCUGGCCACAGAAGACUCUGUGACAUGAAAGGGGAGUUCUAUAGGAUUGCAGUGGACUGCACACACAUAAGGAUAAAAGCCCCCUCAGGUGCCCAUGAGGCCGAUUUUGUGAAUAGGAAAUCCUUUCACAGCAUUAAUGUUCAGAUGGUCUGCAAUGCUGACUGUGUGAUCAGCAAUGUUGUGGCAAAAUGGCCUGGCUCAGUCCAUGACUCCAGAAUCUUUCGGGCCUCUGAAAUCUAUCAGUGCCUAUCACAAGGUAAGCCACACAACCCCUAUUUAUAACCAUCAUGGCUGUGUCAAGAAUAUCACUGUGUUUAUGAGGUAGUAAUGAUGAGAUUUUGUGUUGA